This is a messenger RNA of Betta splendens (Siamese fighting fish), 6113 nucleotides long. It is a transcript of the gene ppp2r5b, whose product is annotated as protein phosphatase 2, regulatory subunit B', beta. The record is from RefSeq and is a predicted model, not a curated record. The transcript has 13 exons. Gene Ontology annotation, molecular function: protein phosphatase activator activity. Gene Ontology annotation, cellular component: protein phosphatase type 2A complex; nucleus; cytosol. Gene Ontology annotation, biological process: protein dephosphorylation; signal transduction. Lineage: Eukaryota; Metazoa; Chordata; Actinopteri; Anabantiformes; Osphronemidae. Bases 1263 to 2831 code for a protein of 522 amino acids.
GUCUUGACGCAGCUCUCCGAGGCGCCGUAGGACGACCGGAUAACGGGAACCGAGAAGAGGGGCAUCAGAAAAACGCAUCAGUCCGACCGACGCAGACGUGGUGCUAUUGAACAACACGGGCCUUCAGUCGUUCGCAUCUGUCCGUUUCUAUUUUUCUACUUUUGCUCGCGUCGCGGCGGAGGCGGAGGAGGAGCUGCGGGCUCGGUGCGGCGCUGCUGGCGGAGGACCUGCACAUGUCGGCGCGGUGAGGCGUGUGUUCCCCCGCCCUGAUACGGCAGGAGGACGGCGGCGGGAGGAGGAGGCUCCGCGGAGGGCUCUAAACCGCGACGAGAACAACAAUAUCGCCCGCCGCAAGAAAGGAGAGACACAAAUAAGAAUUCAAAGGCGCCGCUCGGGCCGUUUUGAUGGUGGGAAGAGGGUCCGUUAAAAACGAUCGAGGACAACAGUGAUGCGGCAACCGAGGUGGGCCCAGAUUGAUGAUUUUAUGAUAUCAUCAUCCACCGGCAGGACCGAUCACUGAUUCUACUGACGAGGAGCACCAGGGAGGAGAAGACGCUAUAAACUGAUCUGGAGCGCGUCGGAUUGUUUGGUUUUUUUUGCUCUGGAUAAACGCGAGCAGGAGGUUAAUUGUGUGUGUUUUCCCCCCUUUCCUACGAGGAGCUCGGCCAGGCCUGUGCGAGCAGUUUUACAAAGAAACAGUCCGAUUUAGGCCGAUGACUUAGUCUGUGUGUGCGUGUGCGUCUGUGUGUGUGUGUAUGUGUGACGCCAAUACAGCAGCAGCAGAGGGGUGUGCGUACACGCGCGCGCGCGCGCGUGUGUGUGUGUGUUUGUGUGCGUGCGAGAGGAGACGCGCCUGUCUGAGCAUCAUCUGGAAGCUGCGCGUGCUGCUCCUCCACGGGGGAUGAGACGCGAGCGAUUGGCUUGAAACGCCAGAAGAGAUCGGGCAUGCCGCUGACGCCGAUGCCCGCCGCGGUCCGGCUCUGAUAGAGACAGCGAGGCGCAGCACGGCACUGGACAGAAAACAGCCCUUUUAUUCCUCACCUCUCCGCCUCUACACCUUUCCUCCCCCCCUAUCUCUCCCCCCUUCUCCGCCGCCCGUGGCGCGUCUAUUCCCUCCGAUCAAUUGAUAAUCUCUCGGUGAUUCAGAAAGGCCCCCCACGUCCGCCAUCCUCUCCCCUCCAUUCACCCAUACGUCCGUUCAAACGCCUCUCUACGCGCGCGCUCACGCACGCGGGCGACGCCGCAUCGCCGCCGCCGCCGCCAUGGAGACGACCAAGCUGCCUCCGUCGAGCCCGUCCUCGCCGACCACCAGCUUCUCGGUGCCGUCCGCGGAGAAGGUGGACGGCUUCCCGCGCCGGUCCAUGCGCAGAGCCCGGCAGCGGAGGUCCCACAGCUCGUCCCAGUUCCGCUACCAGAGCUCCCAGGUGGAGCUCACCGCACUACCGCUGCUCAAAGAGGCCCCGGUGGCGGAGCUCCACGACCUGUUCUGCAAGAAGCUGCAGCAGUGCUGCGUGCUCUUUGAUUUCCUGGACUGCGUGGCCGACCUGAAGGGGAAGGAGAUCAAACGCGCCGCGCUCAACGAGCUGGUGGAGAGCGUGGCCACGAGCAGAGGAGUCCUCAUAGAGCCCCUGUACCCAGAGGCCAUAAAGAUGAUCUCUGUAAACAUCUUCCGGACUCUCCCGCCCAGCGAGAACCCGGAGUUUGACCCCGAGGAGGACGAGCCGACGCUGGAGGCCUCCUGGCCCCAUCUGCAGCUGGUGUACGAGUUCUUCCUGCGCUUCCUGGAGAGCCCGGACUUCCAGCCCUCCAUGGCCAAACGCUACGUCGACCAGAAGUUCGUGCUGCAGCUCCUGGAGCUGUUUGACAGCGAAGACCCCAGGGAGAGGGAGUACCUCAAGACCAUCCUGCACCGCGUCUAUGGGAAACUGCUGGGCCUCCGGGCCUACAUCCGCAAACAGAUCAACAACAUCUUCCUCAGGUUCAUAUACGAAACUGAGCACUUCAACGGGGUCGCGGAGCUGCUGGAGAUCCUCGGCAGCAUCAUCAACGGCUUCGCUCUGCCUCUGAAGGCCGAACACAAACAGUUCCUGGUCCGGGUCCUCAUCCCACUACACACAGCAAAGUCCCUUUCCAUCUUCCACGCACAGCUGGCCUACUGUGUGGUGCAGUUCAUGGAGAAAGAUGCUACUGUCACUGAAUAUAUCAUUAGAGGGCUGCUCAAGUACUGGCCAAAAACCUGCACACAGAAAGAGGUGAUGUUCCUGGGGGAGAUCGAGGAGAUCCUGGACGUCAUCGAGCCGUCUCAGUUCAUUCGGGUCCAGGAGCCGCUCUUCAAACAGAUAGCAGCUUGCAUCUCCAGCCCUCACUUCCAGGUAGCGGAGCGGGCUCUUUACUUCUGGAACAACGAAUACAUCCUCAGUCUGAUAGAGGAGAACUGUCAAGUCAUCCUGCCACUGGUGUUCGCCACCCUCUACAGAGUCUCCAAGGAGCACUGGAACCAGACCAUUGUGUCUCUGAUCUACAACGUGCUGAAGACCUUCAUGGAGAUGAACAGCAAGCUGUUUGAUGACCUCACUGCCUCCUACAAAGUGGAGAAACAGAAGGAGCUGAAGCGGGAGCGGGAGCGCGCCGAGCUGUGGCGCGGCCUGGACGAGUACCAGGAGCGCCGCACGCAGAUGCUGACGGAGGCCGCCCGGAACCAGCGCAACCUCCAGGAGCGGGCCGAGAGAGGGGACCCGCCCACGCCCUCGUCCCCGCGGGCCGCGCCGGCCGAGCAGCCGGAGCAGAAGCCCGGCGGGGCCUCCUCCGGCGCCGGCGAGAGCGCCACCUAGGGGAUGACGCCGGUGUUAGGGGACAGGGAGAAGACACACAUUUGAUAGGGACGGUGUUGGGAGACAGGAAAAGGUACAGAGCAAAUCCUUUGUUUUAUCUUGUAUCACCGGGGGUUGUGCCUUUUCUUAAAAAAGUGCCCAAACUCAGUGAUCCAAGGUAAACAAAAACCCUCUUUUCCCUGACAGAGUUGUGUGAAACUGGUUCACUUGCUGUACACACAUUAUGUUGCAGAUCACAAGAUGAAUAUUGCCCCAAAGUGCAGUUUGUCCUUUUAAAUAAGAGCUGAUUUACUAAACUGCAGGUCAGUACCUCCAACCGGUAGUUGAACUGCUUCAAAUCAGCCGCAACAUAAAAGUUUUAAAAGCAUCAAAGUUUUCUUGUGGUGCAACAAUAUCCAAGUUUUCACGCGUCCAACUCAUCUCAACAUAUAAACAACUAAGUCUGUACUGUGGCCUUGUAAUAAUCUUUUGGUCAGAGAUGCUUAUUUUAUGCGUGGAUAGCACAAUAUAUUCUAAAAUAAAGGAAACAAUUUCACACAAAUGUCCUAAAACUGGCACACGAGAAGGCCCAUACGCCCCCCCCCCCCACACACACACACACACAGAGCUGCAUAUGUACAGUAAAUGUUAGAAUCAAAAAGCUACAGCGAGUGUAUCCAGGUCAAACGGAUCCCACAUAUUUGUUAGAAACACAGUCCUCAGUCACACAGCUGGUGUUGGUACCAACUCUUCUCCCAUCUGUCGGGUUCCACCAAAGGAAGAGCCAAAAGUCUGUUAAGGCUAAAUGACCACUGAUGAUUCUAAUGAUAUAAAGUACAAAAAUGUUCCUUCUUCUUACUUGUUACUUAACUACUCCUAUUCUACUCUAAGUACUACUGAUGAUGAUAAUGAUGAUGAUAAUGUUUUUAUAUAUAUGUAUAUAUAUAUAUACAUAUAUACGUAUAUAUAUAUGUAUACAUAUGUCUCUGGAUAUUUCUGUAGUGUAUUAUGGGAGAAACACUAGUGUAGCAGAUACCAUAAAGGGGAAGGAUGGCUUGAAUUCUGAAUUCAUGUCACAAUAAAUGUGUGAGGCCAUAAUGUGAGUGCUGAAAUUCAGCGGAAUUCUCCUUUAACAGACCCUAAGGAGGGAGUAAUGAACUGGGUUGGAAAUGGUCUUUGCCUGUUUUGACACUCUUUGGCAGUGGGUGGAUUAUAAAGUUCAAAACAAUUCUAAAAAUAUUUUACUUCUUAAGGUUAUUACUGUGCAUUUUUAUCACAGUAACGGCUUCUGUUCAUGUUUGGAAAUGACUCCACGUGGAUCUGUUGUCACGAAUGAUUCGACUUGCCCCUGGUCGUCAGCCCAAACUAUGCAAAACCUCAUUGGCCUGAAACAUUCCUGAGACAUUUUAGGCAGCACACAAUUAGAAGUUUUAAUGUUGUGUGUUUAAAUAUUUACUUGAAUGCACUAAUUGACAUAUUUUAUAUCAAGCGGACCCCAAGUGUCCACCCAGCUCAGAUUCUGAGAUUCUGAAAGAGCGAAUUGAGUGCAUGUUCAAGAUUUCAACCCAGGAGGAAACCAUGGUAACCCAGUUUCAUUACUGUCCACGGAGUCUGUUGCUUUAGGCUCAGCAGACCCCAUGCUGCUAGAUGGCGACCAUGACGAUACAUUGUCUCUGUGUGAAUCAGCAAAACGUGACGAAAUAGAGAGGGGUGGAAAAAAAAAGAAAAAAAUUAUUUUAGCAAUAUUUUCAUUCUUUCAGGAUAAUCUGUGUUUUUAGGUGGGUUAAACACGUACUCAAACGUUUACCCUCCACUCGUUUUUAAUCCUGUUGCGUCCUUGAUAUUCACAUUGUCUUAAAGGUACUUUUUUUGUGUAAAUUUAUUUGAUGAAAAACUAUUUUGCUUUGUAAUUUAGUUGUUUAUUUUCUUGUUUUUUUGUACGAUCUUGUUCAUUUUGUGGAAAACUGUUACUGAUGCUAUUUAUUUUCUAUUUGAUCAGGAACAGUAACUUUAUUUGAAGGCGAUGGUCAGGUUGUGUGUGCGUGCGUGCGUGUGUGCGUGUGUGUGUGCGUGUGUGUGUGAGCAUCGGUGAGCAGGAGAUGCGUAGACAGAGUAACAGAGAAGGAGAAGCUCCUCUCUCCUCGUUUCUCUCUCUCUCUCUCCUUCUCUCCUCUCUGAAGGACAGGGUUUGAAUCCGAAUGUAUCGUACAACAGACUGAUUGUUCUCUUUGACGCUUGAGAUGCAGAGCUACCUGUCGGCUGCUUCGUAACCAAACAUUCAGAAAUCCUUCGGACCAGCAGUUUGUUUUGUAAAACACUCACUUCAAAUGAUGCCUGAGUCAACAGCGUUUUGAAAGCCAGCGGAGUCGCACCCAUCAGGUUUAUGUACAGUUAGUCAAACUCCAGCUUGAUUUGAAGCGUUCACACAUACGUACAUCUGCUGAGGGAGUGUCUGACCUCCACGGUGGGACCUCCACUGCCUGACAAUGUUUUGGUCAAACCGAAUAUUGUGAGUGUUUUUAAAGCUGUCAUAAACUGUGGGCAGAGCAAACAGAACAUCAGGUGGGAUUUCACACUUUGUUCACAAUCAGGCAAACACAAAAAAACAAAAAAAAAAGAGAGAAAACCUGACCUUGGUGUCAUUAAACUCAGCUUACGUUCUGAUUUUCGUUCUGGCUAGCUUAUUCACCAACCCUCUUGAUUGUUAUUGUCGGAUUGUUAGCUGACUUUGGGGGCGGGGCUUCCGCUCCCACCACUCUACAGUCUCCAUCCAUCAGCAUCCUCAGUUGACGGAGGCUGUCGCACAGUUCAGUGCUGCAGAACGGGAAGGGACAGAGGAGGGCGGGCGUUUGCAGAGGGUUCCGGUACCGCUCCACCGCCGCGCGUCCUCUCCAAGUUAAACCGGAGAGGAGCCGUGCAACGGAUUUGACCAAAUCGUCCCGUUAAGGUUAAGACAGAGAGGGAGGAAGACAGAGGAAAGAAAACACAUAGUUAGACGUAAUAGAAAGGCAAUAAGUCAGAGCAACAGUAACAGAACGACAAUAUAAUGUUACCGAAACCUACAAAUGCAUUAACGUAGCAAUUUCACUGGAAUUCUAGAUUUGCACUGUCUGCCCAAUGGUCUGUGUUUGUUGUGUUGAAGAAAAACCUUAGAGAGGAAGCAGAUGUAUAUUUUGGGGACCAACACAACGGUGGGGGGGGGUUGAAUGUAGAGAAGCUUACUACUGUACGUAACAUUACAGGGGGUGUAGAAUGGAGAAAAAAAACUAUGUGCUAAAAAUGAAACUUCACUUUGAGAAAACA